Penicillium daleae is the source of this 594-nucleotide messenger RNA. Its product is annotated as DUF3716 domain-containing protein. NCBI's taxonomy places the organism in Eukaryota, Fungi, Ascomycota, Eurotiomycetes, Eurotiales, Aspergillaceae. The transcript has a single exon. Bases 1 to 594 code for a protein of 197 amino acids. The record is from RefSeq and is a predicted model, not a curated record.
AUGGAUCCUGCCGCUCCACCAGAGCCUCAAGCCGAGAGUAAAACCGCUCCUCCAUCCACCAACAUCGAAGACCUAGACCUCCCCGCAGACGUGCUCGCCGACAUCAAAGCGAUCCUCACGGGCAGUCCUGCCCGAGACCCCGACCCAGAAUCCGAACCCCAAGAGACGCCCCCAGGAAAACGAGUCCGUCUGCUCCGUGAGACCCAAUGGUCCAUGAACCUCCCACCAUGGCCCGACAUGAUGCUCCUCACACCAGUCCGCGAACCCGUCAACAAGCGAAUAAUCAUCAUCAAAGAAGCUCUGAAUCUAAAAAGUUUCCUCGACUCACGACCCCGCAAGCGCAAUGCCAUGCUCGCCCAGGCCGUCGGUGUCAAGGUCACCCCGGAAUGCACGCAGUGCGAAAAGGGCAAGGGCCAAUUUGUGGGCUGUGUUGUUAUCCCGGAUAUGUUUGAGGGCGCUUGUGCGAAUUGUGUGUGGGAGAAGUCGCGGAGUCAGUAUGGGCAGUGUAGUUUUCGUAAGUGGAUGCUUAUACGUUACAGUGUUGAGGGUGUUUUUGGUGUUGACUUUGAUACCGGCGUGCGUGAUAGUUGUUGA